UUCAUCUUAAUUGAUGACAUUUGGAGCAUCUCGGCAUGGGAUGUUCUUAAUUCUGUUUUGCCUGAGAAUGAUCUUGGAAGUAGAGUAUUGAUCACAACUUGCAUCAGCGACGUAGCCAAAUGUUGUUCUACACGCCCAAUUGAUUUCAUCCACCAGAUGGAGCCUCUUAGCAAGGAAGAAUCCAAGACUUUAUUUCACGAGGCAAAAAGGCCCGCUGAAAAUGAGUUGUUGAAAAUGUGUGGGGGCAUGCCAUUGGCAAUACUUAUUGCAGCCGGCAGGAAAUCUGCAGGACUAGCUGAGCCAGAGAUUCGUGAGAGACGUAUCCUUUCAACAUCAGACCAAUGUUCCACAUCGGAUGGGAUGAGAAUGUUAUUGCGCAUGAGUUAUGAUGAGCUACCUGCCCCUUUGAAGUCUUGUCUUGUAUACCUCGGUGUUUUUCCAGAAUAUUAUACCAUCAAGAAAGACCGUUUGAUACGGCUAUGGAUCGCUGAGGGAUUUUUCUUAGGAAGACAUGAAGAAAACUUGUGGAGAACAGGAGAAAGCUAUUUCAAUGAGCUCAUCUGUAGGCGGCUGAUUCAGCCAGUGUUCGGCUACGAAGAUGGCCAGGCUGUAGGAUGUGUGGUGCAUGGUGUGAUCCUUGACUUCAUCAAAACUUUGUCUACGGAAGGCAACUUUGCGACGACGAGUGCAGAUAUGAGGUCUGGACUAACUCCAUGGUACCUGAUUCCACGGUUCUCAUUCGAUUGCUGCAGUAAGGAAGAUGAAGCCGGCAAGCUGCUCUCAGUAACCCUGCACCUAUCUAGCAUGCGAACCCUCCAAGUUUGCGGGCGUGCUGGAUGGACAACCCUCCUCACAUAUCCUAAGGUUAGAAAAGGGAAGCCUGCUCUUCGAACCUUCAAAUUUCUACGAGUACUCGAUGUGGAAGAUAAUGGUAUUUUGAGAAGCCACCAUCUGAAAGGCAUUGGAGGGCUGAUUCUACUAAGUGCACGUGCCAUCGUUGAUUUCCUCAAGGUGGUUGGACACUCUAACCUUCGGUCCCUAUCUCUGCAUUGUCUUGAUGGUGACUUGGUUGGCCAACUGAACUUGUGUCCCCCGUACCAGUUGCAAAGAUUUGAACUGACUAUAUCUGGUGCAAUCCUGGGAAGUACUGCAUUUUGUAUGGCCACCUGUGUUACCCACUUGAAUAUUGAAAUUAGUCAAUUGGGAGAGCAAGGUCUGAGUAUCAUCGCGUCCGCGCCCCAUCUUAUCCUUCUCCAGUUAGUAUCUUCAGGACCUGCUGCUCCCAUGACGGACACGCACUCAUCUUCCAGAAGACAAAGAAGAAGGGUGAUAAUUUGCAGUGGCGCCUUUCCGUGUCUUAAGGUGUUCUGGUUCACAUGCAAGGCUGGUGGAAAUGAGCUGCAGUUUGAUCGAGGAGCCAUGCCACGGCUGCGGGGGCUUCGGCUCCACUUCAACGCUCUAGAGAUGCUGUCUCUUUAUGGAGAUUUUGAAUUUGGCAUUGAGCAUCUCUCUAGUCUCACCAGAAUCCAUGCCGCUAUUGGAUGUGAAGAUGCUACGGCUCCGGAGGUGGAGCUUGCAGAGACUGCCAUCACAGAGCAAGUCUGUCGGAUCUCCUCCGCCAACACACCAACAAUAGAGUUCAGCAGAGAGAAUCCCAGGAUGUUUGAGAGGGGAAAGAAGAGUAUAGGUCCCCUUACAGAGACGGUGACAACGAUCACCAAGAAAAAGAGCUUGAGGAGAUGGCUGAUCACCCAGUACAAAAUGAUGUGGCGCGCCUUGUGCUCUUGCAGUACGAAAUGAUAUCAGCAUGAACAUCCUUGCCUGAAUCUUUCCAGUCUUAUGUUUUUGGAUAACUUGAAAUAUAUUUUUUAGC
This is a messenger RNA of Triticum aestivum (bread wheat), 1873 nucleotides long. RefSeq names its product disease resistance protein RGA5-like. Lineage: Eukaryota; Viridiplantae; Streptophyta; Magnoliopsida; Poales; Poaceae. The transcript has 2 exons. The record is from RefSeq and is a predicted model, not a curated record. Gene Ontology annotation, biological process: defense response to other organism. Bases 157 to 1800 code for a protein of 547 amino acids.